Penaeus monodon (black tiger shrimp) is the source of this 1616-nucleotide messenger RNA. RefSeq names its product protein O-linked-mannose beta-1,2-N-acetylglucosaminyltransferase 1-like. Gene Ontology annotation, molecular function: beta-1,3-galactosyl-O-glycosyl-glycoprotein beta-1,3-N-acetylglucosaminyltransferase activity. Gene Ontology annotation, cellular component: Golgi membrane. NCBI's taxonomy places the organism in Eukaryota, Metazoa, Arthropoda, Malacostraca, Decapoda, Penaeidae. Gene Ontology annotation, biological process: protein O-linked glycosylation via N-acetylgalactosamine. The transcript is spliced from 8 exons. The coding region runs from base 1 to 1524 and encodes 507 amino acids. The record is from RefSeq and is a predicted model, not a curated record.
AUGCACUCUGGAGGACAAUCAACAAUAGAUCCCUCCAGACCUUCAGAAAUGACGUCACAGCAACUGGUGCGCAUUUUAUUCCUGUUGGCGGCUGUGAGUGUGUCUCUGGCCGCCACCGGGAUCACGCCAGGCGCCGCGGGACAUGGCCCUGGAAGCCGCGAAGCCCUCGCGAGAAUACAUGGUGCCAAGAGGAGCCCGGACGCCCCACGCACGAACAGCAAGCAGGACCAAGAUCGCCGUCCUCGCCGGGGCCCUUCCGAGCAACAAAGCGUUCCGGCGAAGUCUCCCAGACACGCGAACCAGAUUCCAGAGGGCGAGGCCAAGGAGACCGUUCUGUUGGAGGCAUUCCUGGGUCCGUCCGGGGUCACAUUCCUCGUAGACGGCAGGGAGGCAUAUCGCGUGAUCAAUAAAACUAUGCCAUGGGGAACUGAGCGAGCCCGCCUUCACGCCGGCAUACACUAUGUGAUCAUAAAUGAGAGGUCAGGACAGGUCAUGCGGGCGACGACCUUUCUCACCUGGCAGCCAGAAGCCACGCGCCAACUGCAGGAUGUGGUUACGAGCACGAGAAAUGGCAGAGUGAUCGUCAUUUUAGCCACGCCCGAAUUCACCCGAUAUCUAAGUCAAGAUAUACUGAAGGAGUUUAAGAACCUGGGCUCCCAUUUCUCUGACCGCUUCGUAGAGCAUGACACCUGGUGCAUGGUUGCGAGGAAAGGCAUGGGCGUGAUUCACGAGUCCCUCACGACAACGACUCCUAGCACGUACACCCGCGACUCGUCCCCGGUCAGACUCCAGCUGGUCUUGCCUCUGACUCAAGGAGAGCAAUGCAGCUGGGACAACGAUAAAGAUCGAGUGAGGUUUUGCGAAACCUAUGGAGGAUAUGGCAGUUUUUGCAGGUGCGAAGGGCCGCCGUGGACUCCCGACCCUAGCAUGGGGCCAAAUUACCCGACGGCCGAGACAAUCCCCGUUGCCAUAGUAACAUCCCGACGACUGCCCCUCGUGCUGAGACAGGUGGCUCAAUUAUGGGCGUCCCCCGGAGGCGGGCACACGCCCAUCCUCAUCAUCGUGGAUGGGCGGAAUCAAGAGGCUCGAGACUUGGGGCGCCUCCUCAACCUGGCGGUGAUUGAGCACGACAAUCACGCUCCUGCAAGCACCUCUGCGAGAAUCAACAGCAUUGUCAAGUUUGCUCUCAGAACGGUGUUCGAGCGACAUCCUCACGUCGACCAUGCUAUCAUACUCGAGGAUGACCUUCAGCUGGCACCCGACUUCAUUCCGUUCUUCCAUCAGGCAUCUCGCGCCCUCCAGUCUGACCCACGCCUCCUCUUCGUCAACGCCUUCAAUUACAACUCCUACGCCCAUGCCGCCCAUGACCCAAGCAAGCUCUAUCGCGGCCACGGUAUCCCUGGCUACGGCUGGAUGACGUCACGAAAGGGGGCGGGGCUUAUGCUGGACAAGUGGGUGGGUGAGGAUCAGGUGAGGUCGAAAACGGGUGUGCAAUGGAUAUGCAACGGCUGUUAUUGCAGAUGACGAGGUGACACCUCAUCAGCUUAAUGAAAAAAAAAAUCGGAGAAAAAGGGAAAGGAUAUACAUCGAGGUAGAAAUUAGGAACACAAAACGAA